This is a messenger RNA of Cannabis sativa, 711 nucleotides long. RefSeq lists its product as uncharacterized. The record is from RefSeq and is a predicted model, not a curated record. The transcript has a single exon. NCBI's taxonomy places the organism in Eukaryota, Viridiplantae, Streptophyta, Magnoliopsida, Rosales, Cannabaceae. Gene Ontology annotation, molecular function: nucleic acid binding; RNA-DNA hybrid ribonuclease activity. Bases 1 to 711 code for a protein of 236 amino acids.
AUGUGGGUGAUAUGGACUGACCGCAACAAAAUAAUACAUGGAAAUAAGAAUAAAGAUGCUACUGCUCUGGCUUUACAUGCAACAACAUAUAUGAACAACUAUAUAAAAGCUACCAGUACACAAGAUCCUAUUGCAACUCUAUCUCCACAUUCUGCUGUCAAUCAUUUGAAUACUGCUGCUACUUCUACAAAUUCUGCUGCAUUCAAGACCCGACCAACAGAGGGCAUUCCAUGGAAGCCACCUUCACUUCACAAGUUGAAGCUUAAUGUUGAUGCUGCGGUCAAUACUGUCGACAAAAUUCUUGGCGUUGGAGCAAUUGUUAGAGAUCAUGAUGGUCAGGUAGUCGCUGCUUUAUCGAAGCCAAUUCAAGGAUGCUUUAGAUCAGACGAAAUGGAGGCGAAAGCUCUCUUUCAUGCACUAAAUUGGAUCACGCAACUCGAUUUGGAAAUCGAUUAUGUUGAGACUGAUGCUCUUCGUGUUUCCUCAGCAAUCAAUCAUGCAUCCUCAGAUUUAUCUGCUUUUUCUGAUUUAAUUUUAGAUGUCCGUUGUCUUCUUUCCUUUUUCCCAGGCAUUGUUGUUUCUCAUGUUAAGAGAAAUGCUAACCAAGCUGCUCAUGGUUUAGCAAAAUAUGCUCUUGGGUUGGAUGUAGACACUUGUUGGAGAGGAGAAAUUCCUACUCCUAUUUUCUCUGUUGUUGUAAACGAUUGUUGA